Closterium sp. Naga37s-1 is the source of this 26550-nucleotide messenger RNA. The record is from the annotation of a GenBank genome assembly. NCBI's taxonomy places the organism in Eukaryota, Viridiplantae, Streptophyta, Zygnematophyceae, Desmidiales, Closteriaceae.
AUGGAGAGCACAUUCAAGCCUAUUGUGACUAUAACACAUACUUCCUCCUUUCCAUCCCCCAUACUUCUCCCUCCUUUCCAUCCCCCAUACUUCCUCCUUUCCAUCCCCCAUACUUCCUCCUUUCCAUCCCCCAUACUUCCUCCUUUCCAUCCCCCAUACUUCCUCCUUUCCAUCCCCCAUACUUCCUCCUUUCCAUCCCCCAUACUUCCUCCUUUCCAUCCCCCAUACUUCCUCCUUUCCAUCCCCCAUACUUCCUCCUUUCCAUCCCCCAUACUUCCUCCUUUCGAUCCCCCAUACUUCCUCCUUUCCAUCCCCCAUACUCCCUCCUUUCCAUCCCCCAUACUUCCUCCUUUCCAUCCCCCAUACUUCUCCCUCCUUUCCAUCCCCCAUACUUCUCCCUCCUUUCCAUCCCCCAUACUUCCUCCUUUCCAUCCCCCAUACUUCCUCCUUUCCAUCCCCCAUACUUCUCCCUCCUUUCCAUCCCCCAUACUUCCUCCUUUCCAUCCCCCAUACUUCCUCCUUUCCAUCCCCCAUACUUCCUCCUUUCCAUCCCCCAUACUUCCUCCUUUCCAUCCCCCAUACUUCCUCCUUUCCAUCCCCCAUACUUCCUCCUUUCCAUCCCCCAUACUUCCUCCUUUCCAUCCCCCAUACUUCCUCCUUUCCAUCCCCCAUACUUCCUCCUUUCCAUCCCCCAUACUUCCUCCUUUCCAUCCCCCAUACUUCCUCCUUUCCAUCCCCCAUACUUCCUCCUUUCCAUCCCCCAUACUUCCUCCUUUCCAUCCCCCAUACUUCCUCCUUUCCAUCCCCCAUACUUCCUCCUUUCCAUCCCCCAUACUUCCUCCUUUCCAUCCCCCAUACUCCCUCCUUUCCAUCCCCCAUACUUCUCCCUCCUUUCCAUCCCCCAUACUUCCUCCUUUCCAUCCCCCAUACUUCCUCCUUUCCAUCCCCCAUACUUCCUCCUUUCCAUCCCCCAUACUUCCUCCUUUCCAUCCCCCAUACUUCCUCCUUUCCAUCCCCCAUACUUCCUCCUUUCCAUCCCCCAUACUUCCUCCUUUCCAUCCCCCAUACUUCCUCCUUUCGAUCCCCCAUACUUCCUCCUUUCCAUCCCCCAUACUCCCUCCUUUCCAUCCCCCAUACUUCCUCCUUUCCAUCCCCCAUACUUCUCCCUCCUUUCCAUCCCCCAUACUUCUCCCUCCUUUCCAUCCCCCAUACUUCCUCCUUUCCAUCCCCCAUACUUCCUCCUUUCCAUCCCCCAUACUUCUCCCUCCUUUCCAUCCCCCAUACUUCCUCCUUUCCAUCCCCCAUACUUCCUCCUUUCCAUCCCCCAUACUUCCUCCUUUCCAUCCCCCAUACUUCCUCCUUUCCAUCCCCCAUACUUCCUCCUUUCCAUCCCCCAUACUUCCUCCUUUCCAUCCCCCAUACUUCCUCCUUUCCAUCCCCCAUACUUCCUCCUUUCCAUCCCCCAUACUUCCUCCUUUCCAUCCCCCAUACUUCCUCCUUUCCAUCCCCCAUACUUCCUCCUUUCCAUCCCCCAUACUUCCUCCUUUCCAUCCCCCAUACUUCCUCCUUUCCAUCCCCCAUACUUCCUCCUUUCCAUCCCCCAUACUUCCUCCUUUCCAUCCCCCAUACUUCCUCCUUUCCAUCCCCCAUACUUCCUCCUUUCCAUCCCCCAUACUUCCUCCUUUCCAUCCCCCAUACUUCCUCCUUUCCAUCCCCCAUACUUCCUCCUUUCCAUCCCCCAUACUUCCUCCUUUCCAUCCCCCAUACUUCCUCCUUUCCAUCCCCCAUACUUCCUCCUUUCCAUCCCCCAUACUUCCUCCUUUCCAUCCCCCAUACUUCCUCCUUUCCAUCCCCCAUACUUCCUCCUUUCCAUCCCCCAUACUUCCUCCUUUCCAUCCCCCAUACUUCCUCCUUUCGAUCCCCCAUACUUCCUCCUUUCGAUCUCCCAUACUUCCUCCUUUCGAUCCCCCAUACUUCCUCCUUUCCAUCCCCCAUACUUCCUCCUUUCCAUCCCCAUACUUCCUCCUUUCGAUCCCCCAUACUUCCUCCUUUCCAUCCCCCAUACUUCCUCCUUUCGAUCCCCCAUACUUCCUCCUUUCGAUCCCCCAUACUUCCUCCUUUCGAUCCCCCAUACUUCCUCCUUUCCAUCCCCCAUACUUCCUCCUUUCCAUCCCCCAUACUUCCUCCUUUCCAUCCCCCAUACUCCCUCCUUUCCAUCCCCCAUACUCCCUCCUUUCCAUCCCCCAUACUCCCUCCUUCCCAUCCCCCAUACUCCCUCCUUUCCAUCCCCCAUACUCCCUCCUUCCCAUCCCCCAUACUUCCUCCUUCUUUCCAUCCCCCAUACUUCCUCCUCCUUUCCAUCCCCCAUACUUCCUCCUUUCCAUCCCCCAUACUUCCUCCUCCUUUCCAUCCCCCAUACUUCCUCCUUUCCAUCCCCCAUACUUCCUCCUUUCCAUCCCCCAUACUUCCUCCUUUCCAUCCCCCAUACUUCCUCCUUUCCAUCCCCCAUACUUCCUCCUUUCCAUCCCCCAUACUUCCUCCUUUCCAUCCCCAUACUUCCUCCUUUCCAUCCCCCAUACUUCCUCCUUUCCAUCCCCCAUACUUCCUCCUUUCCAUCCCCCAUACUUCCUCCUUUCCAUCCCCCAUACUUCCUCCUUUCCAUCCCCCAUACUUCCUCCUUUCCAUCCCCCAUACUUCCUCCUUUCCAUCCCCCAUACUUCCUCCUUUCCAUCCCCCAUACUUCCUCCUUUCCAUCCCCCAUACUUCCUCCUUUCCAUCCCCCAUACUUCCUCCUUUCCAUCCCCCAUACUUCCUCCUUUCCAUCCCCCAUACUUCCUCCUUUCCAUCCCCCAUACUUCCUCCUUUCCAUCCCCCAUACUUCCUCCUUUCCAUCCCCCAUACUCCCUCCUUUCCAUCCCCCAUACUUCUCCCUCCUUUCCAUCCCCCAUACUUCCUCCUUUCCAUCCCCCAUACUUCCUCCUUUCCAUCCCCCAUACUUCCUCCUUUCCAUCCCCCAUACUUCCUCCUUUCCAUCCCCCAUACUUCCUCCUUUCCAUCCCCCAUACUUCCUCCUUUCCAUCCCCCAUACUUCCUCCUUUCCAUCCCCCAUACUUCCUCCUUUCCAUCCCCCAUACUUCCUCCUUUCCAUCCCCCAUACUUCCUCCUUUCCAUCCCCCAUACUUCCUCCUUUCCAUCCCCCAUACUUCCUCCUUUCCAUCCCCCAUACUUCCUCCUUUCCAUCCCCCAUACUUCCUCCUUUCCAUCCCCCAUACUUCCUCCUUUCCAUCCCCCAUACUUCCUCCUUUCCAUCCCCCAUACUUCCUCCUUUCCAUCCCCCAUACUUCCUCCUUUCCAUCCCCCAUACUCCCUCCUUUCCAUCCCCCAUACUUCUCCCUCCUUUCCAUCCCCCAUACUUCUCCCUCCUUUCCAUCCCCCAUACUUCCUCCUUUCCAUCCCCCAUACUUCUCCCUCCUUUCCAUCCCCCAUACUUCCUCCUUUCCAUCCCCCAUACUCCCUCCUUUCCAUCCCCCAUACUUCUCCCUCCUUUCCAUCCCCCAUACUUCUCCCUCCUUUCCAUCCCCCAUACUUCCUCCUUUCCAUCCCCCAUACUUCUCCCUCCUUUCCAUCCCCCAUACUUCCUCCUUUCCAUCCCCCAUACUUCCUCCUUUCCAUCCCCCAUACCCUCCCUCCUUUCCAUCCCCCAUACCCUCCCUCCUUUCCAUCCCCCAUACUUCUCCCUCCUUUCCAUCCCCCAUACUUCUCCCUCCUUUCCAUCCCCCAUACUUCUCCCUCCUUUCCAUCCCCCAUACUUCCUCCUUUCCAUCCCCCAUACUUCCUCCUUUCCAUCCCCCAUACUUCCUCCUUUCCAUCCCCCAUACUUCCUCCUUUCCAUCCCCCAUACUUCCUCCUUUCCAUCCCCCAUACUUCCUCCUUUCCAUCCCCCAUACUUCCUCCUUUCCAUCCCCCAUACUUCCUCCUUUCCAUCCCCCAUACUUCCUCCUUUCCAUCCCCCAUACUUCCUCCUUUCCAUCCCCCAUACUUCCUCCUUUCCAUCCCCCAUACUUCCUCCUUUCCAUCCCCCAUACUCCCUCCUUUCCAUCCCCCAUACUUCCUCCUUUCCAUCCCCCAUACUUCCUCCUUUCCAUCCCCCAUACUUCCUCCUUUCCAUCCCCCAUACUUCCUCCUUUCCAUCCCCCAUACUUCCUCCUUUCCAUCCCCCAUACUUCCUCCUUUCCAUCCCCCAUACUUCCUCCUUUCCAUCCCCCAUACUUCUCCCUCCUUUCCAUCCCCCAUAUUUCCUCCUUUCCAUCCCCCAUACUUCCUCCUUUCCAUCCCCCAUACUUCUCCCUCCUUUCCAUCCCCCAUACUUCUCCCUCCUUUCCAUCCCCCAUACUUCCUCCUUUCCAUCCCCCAUACUUCUCCCUCCUUUCCAUCCCCCAUACUUCUCCCUCCUUUCCAUCCCCCAUACUUCCUCCUUUCCAUCCCCCAUACUUCCUCCUUUCCAUCCCCCAUACUUCCUCCUCCUUUCCAUCCCCCAUACUUCCUCCUUUCCAUCCCCCAUACUUCCUCCUUUCCAUCCCCCAUACUUCCUCCUUUCCAUCCCCCAUACUUCCUCCUUUCCAUCCCCCAUACUUCUCCCUCCUUUCCAUCCCCCAUACUUCUCCCUCCUUUCCAUCCCCCAUACUUCCUCCUUUCCAUCCCCCAUACUUCCUCCUUUCCAUCCCCCAUACUUCCUCCUUUCCAUCCCCCAUACUUCCUCCUUUCCAUCCCCCAUACUUCCUCCUUUCCAUCCCCCAUACUUCUCCCUCCUUUCCAUCCCCCAUACUUCCUCCUUUCCAUCCCCCAUACUUCUCCCUCCUUUCCAUCCCCCAUACUUCCUCAUUUCCAUCCCCCAUACUUCCUCCUUUCCAUCCCCCAUACUUCCUCCUUUCCAUCCCCCUACUUCCUCCUUUCCAUCCCCAUACUUCCUCCAUCCUUUCCAUCCCCCAUACUUCCUCCUUUCCAUCCCCCAUACUUCUCCCUCCUUUCCAUCCCCCAUACUUCUCCCUCCUUUCCAUCCCCCAUACUUCUCCCUCCUUUCCAUCCCCAUACUUCUCCCUCCUUUCCAUCCCCCAUACUUCUCCCUCCUUUCCAUCCCCCAUACUUCUCCCUCCUUUCCAUCCCCCAUACUUCCUCCUUUCCAUCCUCCAUACUUCCUCCUUUCCAUCCUCCAUACUUCCUCCUUUCCAUCCCCAUACUUCCUCCUUUCCAUCCCCCAUACUUCCUCCUUUCCAUCCCCCAUACUUCCUCCUUUCCAUCCCCCAUACUUCCUCCUUUCCAUCCCCCAUACUUCCUCCUUUCCAUCCCCCAUACUUCCUCCUUUCCAUCCUCCAUACUUCCUCCUUUCCAUCCCCCAUACUUCCUCCUUUCCAUCCCCCAUACUUCCUCCUUUCCAUCCCCCAUACUUCCUUCUUUCCAUCCCCCAUACUUCCUCCUUUCCAUCCCCCAUACUUCCUCCUUUCCAUCCCCCAUACUUCUCCCUCCUUUCCAUCCCCCAUACUUCCUCCUUUCCAUCCCCCAUACUUCUCCCUCCUUUCCAUCCCCCAUACUUCUCCCUCCUUUCCAUCCCCCAUACUUCCUCCUUUCCAUCCCCCAUACUUCCUCCUUUCCAUCCCCCAUACUUCCUCCUUUCCAUCCCCCAUACUUCCUCCUUUCCAUCCCCCAUACUUCCUCCUUUCCAUCCCCCAUACUUCCUCCUUUCCAUCCCCCAUACUUCCUCCUUUCCAUCCCCCAUACUCCCUCCUUUCCAUCCCCCAUACUUCUCCCUCCUUUCCAUCCCCCAUACUUCCUCCUUUCCAUCCCCCAUACUCCCUCCUUUCCAUCCCCCAUACUUCUCCCUCCUUUCCAUCCCCCAUACUUCCUCCUUUCCAUCCCCAUACUUCCUCCUUUCCAUCCCCAUACUUCCUCCUUUCCAUCCCCCAUACUUCUCCCUCCUUUCCAUCCCCCAUACUUCUCCCUCCUUUCCAUCCCCCAUACUUCUCCUCCUUUCCAUCCCCCAUACUUCCUCCUUUCCAUCCCCCAUACUUCCUCCUUUCCAUCCCCCAUACUUCCUCCUUUCCAUCCCCCAUACUUCCUCCUUUCCAUCCCCCAUACUUCCUCCUUUCCAUCCCCCAUACUUCCUCCUUUCCAUCCCCCAUACUUCCUCCUUUCCAUCCCCCAUACUUCCUCCUUUCCAUCCCCCAUACUUCCUCCUUUCCAUCCCCCAUACUUCCUCCUUUCCAUCCCCCAUACUUCCUCCUUUCCAUCCCCCAUACUUCCUCCUUUCCAUCCCCCAUACUUCCUCCUUUCCAUCCCCCAUACUUCCUCCUUUCCAUCCCCCAUACUUCUCCCUCCUUUCCAUCCCCCAUAUUUCCUCCUUUCCAUCCCCCAUACUUCUCCCUCCUUUCCAUCCCCCAUACUUCUCCCUCCUUUCCAUCCCCCAUACUUCUCCCUCCUUUCCAUCCCCCAUACUUCUCCCUCCUUUCCAUCCCCCAUACUUCCUCCUUUCCAUCCCCCAUACUUCUCCCUCCUUUCCAUCCCCCAUACUUCUCCCUCCUUUCCAUCCCCCAUACUUCUCCCUCCUUUCCAUCCCCCAUACUUCUCCCUCCUUUCCAUCCCCCAUACUUCCUCCUUUCCAUCCCCCAUACUUCCUCUUUUCCAUCCCCCAUACUUCCUCCUUUCCAUCCCCCAUACUUCCUCCUUUCCAUCCCCCAUACUUCCUCCUUUCCAUCCCCCAUACUUCCUCCUUUCCAUCCCCCAUACUUCCUCCUUUCCAUCCCCCAUACUUCCUCCUUUCCAUCCCCCAUACUUCCUCCUUUCCAUCCCCCAUACUUCCUCCUUUCCAUCCCCCAUAUUUCCUCCUUUCCAUCCCCCAUACUUCCUCCUUUCCAUCCCCCAUACUUCCUCCUUUCCAUCCCCCAUACUUCCUCCUUUCCAUCCCCCAUACUUCUCCCUCCUUUCCAUCCCCCAUAUUUCCUCCUUUCCAUCCCCCAUACUUCUCCCUCCUUUCCAUCCCCCAUACUUCUCCCUCCUUUCCAUCCCCCAUACUUCUCCCUCCUUUCCAUCCCCCAUACUUCUCCCUCCUUUCCAUCCCCCAUACUUCCUCCUUUCCAUCCCCCAUACUUCUCCUCCUUUCCAUCCCCCAUACUUCUCCCUCCUUUCCAUCCCCCAUACUUCUCCCUCCUUUCCAUCCCCCAUACUUCUCCCUCCUUUCCAUCCCCCAUACUUCCUCCUUUCCAUCCCCCAUACUUCCUCUUUUCCAUCCCCCAUACUUCCUCCUUUCCAUCCCCCAUACUUCCUCCUUUCCAUCCCCCAUACUUCCUCCUUUCCAUCCCCCAUACUUCCUCCUUUCCAUCCCCCAUACUUCCUCCUUUCCAUCCCCCAUACUUCCUCCUUUCCAUCCCCCAUACUUCCUCCUUUCCAUCCCCCAUACUUCCUCCUUUCCAUCCCCCAUACUUCCUCCUUUCCAUCCCCCAUACUUCCUCCUUUCCAUCCCCCAUACUUCCUCCUUUCCAUCCCCCAUACUUCCUCCUUUCCAUCCCCCAUACUUCCUCCUUUCCAUCCCCCAUACUUCUUCCUCCUUUCCAUCCCCCAUACUUCCUCCUUUCCAUCCCCCAUACUUCCUCCUUUCCAUCCCCCAUACUUCCUCCUUUCCAUCCCCCAUACUUCCUCCUUUCCAUCCCCCAUACUUCCUCCUUUCCAUCCCCCAUACUUCCUCCUUUCCAUCCCCCAUACUUCCUCCUUUCCAUCCCCCAUACUUCCUCCUUUCCAUCCCCCAUACUUCUCCCUCCUUUCCAUCCCCCAUACUUCCUCCUUUCCAUCCCCCAUACUUCUCCCUCCUUUCCAUCCCCCAUACUUCUCCUCCUUUCCAUCCCCCAUACUUCCUCCUUUCCAUCCCCCAUACUUCCUCCUUUCCAUCCCCCAUACUUCUCCCUCCUUUCCAUCCCCCAUACUUCUCCCUCCUUUCCAUCCCCCAUACUUCUCCCUCCUUUCCAUCCCCCAUACUUCCUCCUUUCCAUCCCCCAUACUUCCUCCUUUCCAUCCCCAUACUUCCUCCUUUCCAUCCCCCAUACUUCCUCCUUUCCAUCCCCCAUACUUCCUCCUUUCCAUCCCCCAUACUUCCUCCUUUCCAUCCCCCAUACUUCCUCCUUUCCAUCCCCCAUACUUCCUCCUUUCCAUCCCCCAUACUUCCUCCUUUCCAUCCCCCAUACUUCCUCCUUUCCAUCCCCCAUACUUCCUCCUUUCCAUCCCUCAUACUUCCUCCUUUCCAUCCCCCAUACUUCCUCCUUUCCAUCCCCCAUACUUCCUCCUUUCCAUCCCCCAUACUUCUCCCUCCUUUCCAUCCCCCAUACUUCUCCCUCCUUUCCAUCACCCAUACUUCCUCCUUUCCAUCCCCCAUACUUCUCCCUCCUUUCCAUCCCCCAUACUUCUCCCUCCUUUCCAUCCCCCAUACUUCCUCCUUUCCAUCCCCCAUACUUCCUCCUUUCCAUCCCCCAUACUUCCUCCUCCUUUCCAUCCCCCAUACUUCCUCCUUUCCAUCCCCCAUACUUCCUCCUUUCCAUCCCCCAUACUUCCUCCUUUCCAUCCCCCAUACUUCCUCCUUUCCAUCCCCCAUACUUCUCCUCCUUUCCAUCCCCCAUACUUCUCCCUCCUUUCCAUCCCCCAUACUUCUCCCUCCUUUCCAUCCCCCAUACUUCUCCCUCCUUUCCAUCCCCCAUACUUCUCCUCCUUUCCAUCCCCCAUACUUCCUCCUUUCCAUCCCCCAUACUUCCUCUUUUCCAUCCCCCAUACUUCCUCCUUUCCAUCCCCCAUACUUCCUCCUUUCCAUCCCCCAUACUUCCUCCUUUCCAUCCCCCAUACUUCCUCCUUUCCAUCCCCCAUACUUCCUCCUUUCCAUCCCCCAUACUUCCUCCUUUCCAUCCCCCAUACUUCCUCCUUUCCAUCCCCCAUACUUCCUCCUUUCCAUCCCCCAUAUUUCCUCCUUUCCAUCCCCCAUACUUCCUCCUUUCCAUCCCCCAUACUUCCUCCUUUCCAUCCCCCAUACUUCCUCCUUUCCAUCCCCCAUACUUCCUCCUUUCCAUCCCCCAUACUUCCUCCUUUCCAUCCCCCAUACUUCCUCCUUUCCAUCCCCCAUACUUCCUCCUUUCCAUCCCCCAUACUUCCUCCUUUCCAUCCCCCAUACUUCUCCCUCCUUUCCAUCCCCCAUACUUCCUCCUUUCCAUCCCCCAUACUUCCUCCUUUCCAUCCCCCAUACUUCUCCCUCCUUUCCAUCCCCCAUACUUCCUCCUUUCCAUCCCCCAUACUUCUCCCUCCUUUCCAUCCCCCAUACUUCUCCCUCCUUUCCAUCCCCCAUACUUCCUCCUUUCCAUCCCCCAUACUUCCUCCUUUCCAUCCCCCAUACUUCUCCCUCCUUUCCAUCCCCCAUACUUCUCCCUCCUUUCCAUCCCCAUACUUCUCCCUCCUUUCCAUCCCCCAUACUUCCUCCUUUCCAUCCCCCAUACUUCCUCCUUUCCAUCCCCCAUACUUCCUCCUUUCCAUCCCCCAUACUUCCUCCUUUCCAUCCCCCAUACUUCCUCCUUUCCAUCCCCCAUACUUCCUCCUUUCCAUCCCCCAUACUUCCUCCUUUCCAUCCCCCAUACUUCCUCCUUUCCAUCCCCCAUACUUCCUCCUUUCCAUCCCCCAUACUUCCUCCUUUCCAUCCCCCAUACUUCCUCCUUUCCAUCCCCCAUACUUCCUCCUUUCCAUCCCCCAUACUUCCUCCUUUCCAUCCCUCAUACUUCCUCCUUUCCAUCCCCAUACUUCCUCCUUUCCAUCCCCCAUACUUCCUCCUUCCAUCCCCAUACUUCUUCCAUCCCCCAUACUUCUCCCUCCUUUCCAUCCCCCAUACUUCUCCCUCCUUUCCAUCACCCAUACUUCCUCCUUUCCAUCCCCCAUACUUCUCCCUCCUUUCCAUCCCCCAUACUUCUCCCUCCUUUCCAUCCCCCAUACUUCCUCCUUUCCAUCCCCCAUACUUCCUCCUUUCCAUCCCCCAUACUUCCUCCUCCUUUCCAUCCCCCAUACUUCCUCCUUUCCAUCCCCCAUACUUCCUCCUUUCCAUCCCCCAUACUUCCUCCUUUCCAUCCCCCAUACUUCCUCCUUUCCAUCCCCCAUACUUCUCCCUCCUUUCCAUCCCCCAUACUUCUCCCUCCUUUCCAUCCCCCAUACUUCCUCCUUUCCAUCCCCCAUACUUCCUCCUUUCCAUCCCCCAUACUUCCUCCUUUCCAUCCCCCAUACUUCCUCCUUUCCAUCCCCCAUACUUCCUCCUUUCCAUCCCCCAUACUUCUCCCUCCUUUCCAUCCCCCAUACUUCCUCCUUUCCAUCCCCCAUACUUCUCCCUCCUUUCCAUCCCCCAUACUUCUCCCUCCUUUCCAUCCCCCAUACUUCUCCCUCCUUUCCAUCCCCCAUACUUCUCCCUCCUUUCCAUCCCCCAUACUUCUCCCUCCUUUCCAUCCCCCAUACUUCCUCCUUUCCGUCCCCCAUACUUCUCCCUCCUUUCCAUCCCCCAUACUUCUCCCUCCUUUCCAUCCCCCAUACUUCCUCCUUUCCAUCCCCCAUACUUCUCCCUCCUUUCCAUCCCCCAUACUUCUCCCUCCUUUCCAUCCCCCAUACUUCUCCUUCCUUUCCAUCCCCCAUACUUCUCCCUCCUUUCCAUCCCCCAUACUUCCUCCUUUCCAUCCCCCAUACUUCCUCCUUUCCAUCCCCCAUACUUCCUCCUUUCCAUCCCCCAUACUUCCUCCUUUCCAUCCCCCAUACUUCCUCCUUUCCAUCCCCCAUACUUCCUCCUUUCCAUCCCCCAUACUUCCUCCUUUCCAUCCCCCAUACUUCCUCCUUUCCAUCCCCCAUACUUCCUCCUUUCCAUCCCCCAUACUUCCUCCUUUCCAUCCCCCAUACUUCCUCCUUUCCAUCCCCCAUACUUCCUCCUUUCCAUCCCCCAUACUUCCUCCUUUCCAUCCCCCAUACUUCCUCCUUUCCAUCCCCAUACUUCCUCCUUUCCAUCCCCCAUACUUCCUCCUUUCCAUCCCCCAUACUUCCUCCUUUCCAUCCCCCAUACUUCCUCCUUUCCAUCCCCCAUACUUCCUCCUUUCCAUCCCCCAUACUUCCUCCUUUCCAUCCCCCAUACUUCCUCCUUUCCAUCCCCCAUACUUCCUCCUUUCCAUCCCCCAUACUUCCUCCUUUCCAUCCCCCAUACUUCCUCCUUUCCAUCCCCAUACUUCCUCCUUUCCAUCCCCCAUACUUCUCCCUCCUUUCCAUCCCCCAUACUUCCUCCUUUCCAUCCCCCAUACUUCCUCCUUUCCAUCCCCCAUACUUCUCCCUCCUUUCCAUCCCCCAUACUUCUCCCUCUUUUCCAUCCCCCAUACUUCCUCCUUUCCAUCCCCCAUACUUCCUCCUUUCCAUCCCCAUACUUCCUCCUUUCCAUCCCCCAUACUUCCUCCUUUCCAUCCCCCAUACUUCCUCCUUUCCAUCCCCCAUACUUCCUCCUUUCCAUCCCCCAUACUUCCUCCUUUCCAUCCCCCAUACUUCCUCCUUUCCAUCCCCCAUACUUCCUCCUUUCCAUCCCCCAUACUUCCUCCUUUCCAUCCCCCAUACUUCCUCCUUUCCAUCCCCCAUACUUCCUCCUUUCCAUCCCCCAUACUUCUCCCUCCUUUCCAUCCCCCAUACUUCCUCCUUUCCAUCCCCCAUACUUCCUCCUUUCCAUCCCCCAUACUUCUCCCUCCUUUCCAUCCCCCAUACUUCUCCCUCCUUUCCAUCCCCCAUACUUCCUCCUUUCCAUCCCCCAUACUUCCUCCUUUCCAUCCCCCAUACUUCUCCCUCCUUUCCAUCCCCCAUACUUCUCCCUCCUUUCCAUCCCCCAUACUUCCUCCUUUCCAUCCCCCAUACUUCCUCCUUUCCAUCCCCCAUACUUCUCCCUCCUUUCCAUCCCUCAUACUUCUCCCUCCUUUCCAUCCCCCAUACUUCCUCCUUUCCAUCCCCCAUACUUCCUCCUUUCCAUCCCCCAUACUUCUCCCUCCUUUCCAUCCCCCAUACUUCUCCCUCCUUUCCAUCCCCCAUACUUCCUCCUUUCCAUCCCCCAUACUUCUCCCUCCUUUCCAUCCCCCAUACUUCUCCCUCCUUUCCAUCCCCCAUACUUCCUCCUUUCCAUCCCCCAUACUUCCUCCUUUCCAUCCCCCAUACUUCUCCCUCCUUUCCAUCCCCCAUACUUCUCCCUCCUUUCCAUCCCCCAUACUUCCUCCUUUCCAUCCCCCAUACUUCUCCCUCCUUUCCAUCCCCCAUACUUCUCCCUCCUUUCCAUCCCCCAUACUUCCUCCUUUCCAUCCCCCAUACUUCCUCCUUUCUAUCCCCAUACUUCCUCCUUUCCAUCCCCCAUACUUCUCCCUCCUUUCCAUCCCCCAUACUUCUCCCUCCUUUCCAUCCCCCAUACUUCCUCCUUUCCAUCCCCCAUACUUCUCCCUCCUUUCCAUCCCCCAUACUUCUCCCUCCUUUCCAUCCCCCAUACUUCCUCCUUUCCAUCCCCCAUACUUCUCCCUCCUUUCCAUCCCCCAUACUUCCUCCUUUCCAUCCCCCAUACUUCCUCCUUUCCAUCCCCCAUACUUCCUCCUUUCCAUCCCCCAUACUUCCUCCUUUCCAUCCCCCAUACUUCUCCCUCCUUUCCAUCCCCCAUACUUCUCCCUCCUUUCCAUCCCCCAUACUUCCUCCUUUCCAUCCCCCAUACUUCCUCCUUUCCAUCCCCCAUACUUCCUCCUUUCCAUCCCCCAUACUUCCUCCUUUCCAUCCCCCAUACUUCCUCCUUUCCAUCCCCCAUACUUCCUCCUUUCCAUCCCCCAUACUUCCUCCUUUCCAUCCCCCAUACUUCCUCCUUUCCAUCCCCCAUACUUCCUCCUUUCCAUCCCCCAUACUUCCUCCUUUCCAUCCCCCAUACUUCCUCCUUUCCAUCCCCCAUACUUCCUCCUUUCCAUCCCCCAUACUUCCUCCUUUCCAUCCCCCAUACUUCCUCCUUUCCAUCCCCCAUACUUCCUCCUUUCCAUCCCCCAUACUUCCUCCUUUCCAUCCCCCAUACUUCCUCCUUUCCAUCCCCCAUACUUCCUCCUUUCCAUCCCCCAUACUUCUCCCUCCUUUCCAUCCCCCAUACUUCCUCCUUUCCAUCCCCCAUACUUCCUCCUUUCCAUCCCCCAUACUUCUCCCUCCUUUCCAUCCCCCAUACUUCUCCCUCUUUUCCAUCCCCCAUACUUCCUCCUUUCCAUCCCCCAUACUUCCUCCUUUCCAUCCCCCAUACUUCCUCCUUUCCAUCCCCCAUACUUCCUCCUUUCCAUCCCCCAUACUUCCUCCUUUCCAUCCCCCAUACUUCCUCCUUUCCAUCCCCCAUACUUCCUCCUUUCCAUCCCCCAUACUUCCUCCUUUCCAUCCCCCAUACUUCCUCCUUUCCAUCCCCCAUACUUCCUCCUUUCCAUCCCCCAUACUUCCUCCUUUCCAUCCCCCAUACUUCCUCCUUUCCAUCCCCCAUACUUCUCCCUCCUUUCCAUCCCCCAUACUUCCUCCUUUCCAUCCCCCAUACUUCCUCCUUUCCAUCCCCCAUACUUCUCCCUCCUUUCCAUCCCCCAUACUUCUCCCUCCUUUCCAUCCCCCAUACUUCCUCCUUUCCAUCCCCCAUACUUCCUCCUUUCCAUCCCCCAUACUUCUCCCUCCUUUCCAUCCCCCAUACUUCUCCCUCCUUUCCAUCCCCCAUACUUCCUCCUUUCCAUCCCCCAUACUUCCUCCUUUCCAUCCCCCAUACUUCUCCCUCCUUUCCAUCCCUCAUACUUCUCCCUCCUUUCCAUCCCCCAUACUUCCUCCUUUCCAUCCCCCAUACUUCCUCCUUUCCAUCCCCCAUACUUCUCCCUCCUUUCCAUCCCCCAUACUUCUCCCUCCUUUCCAUCCCCCAUACUUCCUCCUUUCCAUCCCCCAUACUUCUCCCUCCUUUCCAUCCCCAUACUUCUCCCUCCUUUCCAUCCCCCAUACUUCCUCCUUUCCAUCCCCCAUACUUCCUCCUUUCCAUCCCCCAUACUUCUCCCUCCUUUCCAUCCCCCAUACUUCUCCCUCCUUUCCAUCCCCCAUACUUCCUCCUUUCCAUCCCCCAUACUUCUCCCUCCUUUCCAUCCCCCAUACUUCUCCCUCCUUUCCAUCCCCCAUACUUCCUCCUUUCCAUCCCCCAUACUUCCUCCUUUCCAUCCCCCAUACUUCCUCCUUUCCAUCCCCCAUACUUCUCCCUCCUUUCCAUCCCCCAUACUUCUCCCUCCUUUCCAUCCCCCAUACUUCCUCCUUUCCAUCCCCCAUACUUCUCCCUCCUUUCCAUCCCCAUACUUCUCCCUCCUUUCCAUCCCCCAUACUUCCUCCUUUCCAUCCCCCAUACUUCUCCCUCCUUUCCAUCCCCCAUACUUCCUCCUUUCCAUCCCCCAUACUUCCUCCUUUCCAUCCCCCAUACUUCCUCCUUUCCAUCCCCCAUACUUCCUCCUUUCCAUCCCCCAUACUUCUCCCUCAUUUCCAUCCCCCAUACUUCUCCCUCCUUUCCAUCCCCCAUACUUCCUCCUUUCCAUCCCCCAUACUUCCUCCUUUCCAUCCCCCAUACUUCCUCCUUUCCAUCCCCCAUACUUCCUCCUUUCCAUCCCCCAUACUUCCUCCUUUCCAUCCCCCAUACUUCCUCCUUUCCAUCCCCCAUACUUCCUCCUUUCCAUCCCCCAUACUUCUCCCUCCUUUCCAUCCCCCAUACUUCUCCCUCCUUUCCAUCCCCCAUACUUCUCCCUCCUUUCCAUCCCCCAUACUUCUCCCUCCUUUCCAUCCCCCAUACUUCUCCCUCCUUUCCAUCCCCAUACUUCUCCCUCCUUUCCAUCCCCCAUACUUCUCCCUCCUUUCCAUCCCCCAUACUUCUCCCUCCUUUCCAUCCCCCAUACUUCUCCCUCCUUUCCAUCCCCCAUACUUCUCCCUCCUUUCCAUCCCCCAUACUUCUCCCUCCUUUCCAUCCCCAUACUUCUCCCUCCUUUCCAUCCCCCAUACUUCUCCCUCCUUUCCAUCCCCCAUACUUCUCCCUCCUUUCCAUCCCCCAUACUUCUCCCUCCUUUCCAUCCCCCAUACUUCUCCCUCCUUUCCAUCCCCCAUACUUCUCCCUCCUUUCCAUCCCCCAUACUUCUCCCUCCUUUCCAUCCCCCAUACUUCUCCCUCCUUUCCAUCCCCCAUACUUCUCCCUCCUUUCCAUCCCCCAUACUUCUCCCUCCUUUCCAUCCCCCAUACUUCUCCCUCCUUUCCAUCCCCCAUACUUCUCCCUCCUUUCCAUCCCCCAUACUUCUCCCUCCUUUCCAUCCCCCAUACUCCCUCCUUUCCAUCCCCCAUACUUCUCCCUCCUUUCCAUCCCCCAUACUUCUCCCUCCUUUCCAUCCCCCAUACUUCCCUCCUUUCCAUCCCCAUACUCCCUCCUUUCCAUCCCCCAUACUCCCUCCUUUCCAUCCCCCAUACUCCCUCCUUUCCAUCCCCCAUACUCCCUCCUUUCCAUCCCCCAUACUCCCUCCUUUCCAUCCCCCAUACUCCCUCCUUUCCAUCCCCCAUACUCCCUCCUUUCCAUCCCCCAUACUCCCUCCUUUCCAUCCCCCAUACUCCCUCCUUUCCAUCCCCCAUACUCCCUCCUUUCCAUCCCCCAUACUCCCUCCUUUCCAUCCCCCAUACUCCCUCCUUUCCAUCCCCCAUACUCCCUCCUUUCCAUCCCCCAUACUCCCUCCUUUCCAUCCCCCAUACUCCCUCCUUUCCAUCCCCCAUACUCCCUCCUUUCCAUCCCCCAUACUCCCUCCUUUCCAUCCCCCAUACUCCCUCCUUUCCAUCCCCCAUACUCCCUCCUUUCCAUCCCCCAUACUCCCUCCUUUCCAUCCCCCAUACUCCCUCCUUUCCAUCCCCCAUACUCCCUCCUUUCCAUCCCCAUACUCCCUCCUUUCCAUCCCCCAUACUCCCUCCUUUCCAUCCCCCAUACUCCCUCCUUUCCAUCCCCCAUACUCCCUCCUUUCCAUCCCCCAUACUCCCUCCUUUCCAUCCCCAUACUCCUCCUUUCCAUCCCCCAUACUCCCUCCUUUCCAUCCCCCAUACUUCUCCCUCCUUUCCAUCCCCCAUACUUCCUCCUUUCCAUCCCCAUACUUCCCCCUCCUUUCCAUCCCCCAUACUUCUCCAUCCUUUCCAUCCCCCAUACUUCUCCCUCCUUUCCAUCCCCCAUACUUCUCCCUCCUUUCCAUCCCCAUACUUCCUCCUUUCCAACCCCCAUACUUCUUCCUUCUUUCCAUCCCCCAUACUUCUCCCUCCUUUCCAUCCCCCAUACUUCUCCCUCCUUUCCAUCCCCCAUACUUCUCCCUCCUUUCCAUCCCCCAUACUUCCUCCUUUCCAUCCCCCAUACUUCCUCCUUUCCAUCCCCCAUACUUCUCCCUCCUUUCCAUCCCCCAUACUUCUCCCUCCUUUCCAUCCCCCAUACUUCUCCCUCCUUUCCAUCCCCCAUACUUCCUCCUUUCCAUCCCCCAUACUUCUCCCUCCUUUCCAUCCCCCAUACUUCUCCCUCCUUUCCAUCCCCCAUACUUCCUCCUUUCCAUCCCCCAUACUUCCUCCUUUCCAUCCCCCAUACUUCCUCCUUUCCAUCCCCCAUACUUUUCCCUCCUUCCCAUCCCCCAUACUUACUCCCUCCUUUCCAUCCCCCAUACUCCCUCCUUUCCAUCCCCCAUACUCCCUCCUUUCCAUCCCCCAUACUCCCUCCUUUCCAUCCCCCAUACUCCCUCCUUUCCAUCCCCCAUACUCCCUCCUUUCCAUCCCCCAUACUCCCUCCUUUCCAUCCCCCAUACUCCCUCCUUUCCAUCCCCCAUACUCCCUCCUUUCCAUCCCCCAUACUCCCUCCUUUCCAUCCCCCAUACUCCCUCCUUUCCAUCCCCCAUACUCCCUCCUUUCCAUCCCCCAUACUCCCUCCUUUCCAUCCCCCAUACUCCCUCCUUUCCAUCCCCCAUACUCCCUCCUUUCCAUCCCCCAUACUCCCUCCUUUCCAUCCCCCAUACUCCCUCUUUUCCAUCCCCCAUACUCCCUCCUUUCCAUCCCCCAUACUCCCUCCUUUCCAUCCCCCAUACUCCCUCCUUUCCAUCCCCCAUACUCCCUCCUUUCCAUCCCCCAUACUCCCUCCUUUCCAUCCCCCAUACUCCCUCCUUUCCAUCCCCAUACUCCCUCCUUUCCAUCCCCCAGACUCCCUCCUUUCCAUCCCCCAGACUCCCUCCUUUCCAUCCCCCAGACUCCCUCCUUUCCAUCCCCCAUACUCCCUCCUUUCCAUCCCCCAUACUCCCUCCUUUCCAUCCCCCAUACUCCCUCCUUUCCAUCCCCCAGACUCCCUCCUUUCCAUCCCCCAGACUCCCUCCUUUCCAUCCCCCAUACUCCCUCCUUUCCAUCCCCCAUACUCCCUCCUUUCCAUCCCCCAUACUCCCUCCUUUCCAUCCCCCACACUCCCUCCUUUCCAUCCCCCACACUCCCUCCUUUCCAUCCCCCACACUCCCUCCUUUCCAUCCCCCACACUCCCUCCUUUCCAUCCCCCACACUCCCUCCUUUCCAUCCCCCACACUCCCUCCUUUCCAUCCCCCAUACUCCCUCCUUUCCAUCCCCCACACUCCCUCCUUUCCAUCCCCCAUACUCCCUCCUUUCCAUCCCCCACACUCCCUCCUUUCCAUCCCCCAUACUCCCUCCUUUCCACUCCCUCCUUUCCAUCCCCCAUACUCCCUCCUUUCCAUCCACCAUACUCCCUCCUUUCCAUCCCCCAUACUCCCUCCUUUCCAUCCCCCAUACUCCCUCCUUUCCAUCCCCCAUACUGCCUCCUUUCCACUCCCUCCUUUCCAUCCCCCAUACUCCCCCUCCUUUCCAUCCCCCAUACUUCCUCCUUUCCAUCCCCCAUACUUCCUCCUUUCCAUCCCCCAUACUUCCUCCUUUCCAUCCCCCAUACUCCCUCCUUUCCAUCCCCCAUACUCCCUCCUUUCCAUCCCCCACUCCCUCCUUUCCAUCCCCCAGACUCCCUCCUUUCCAUCCCCCAUACUCCCUCCUUUCCAUCCCCCAUACUCCCUCCUUUCCAUCCCCCAUACUCCCUCCUUUCCAUCCCCCAGACUCCCUCCUUUCCAUCCCCCAGACUCCCUCCUUUCCAUCCCCCAUACUCCCUCCUUUCCAUCCCCCAUACUCCCUCCUUUCCAUCCCCCAUACUCCCUCUUUUCCAUCCCCCACACUCCCUCCUUUCCAUCCCCCACACUCCCUCCUUUCCAUCCCCCACACUCCCUCCUUUCCAUCCCCCACACUCCCUCCUUUCCAUCCCCCACACUCCCUCCUUUCCAUCCCCCACACUCCCUCCUUUCCAUCCCCCACACUCCCUCCUUUCCAUCCCCCAUACUCCCUCCUUUCCAUCCCCCACACUCCCUCCUUUCCAUCCCCCAUACUCCCUCCUUUCCAUCCCCCACACUCCCUCCUUUCCAUCCCCCAUACUCCCUCCUUUCCACUCCCUCCUUUCCAUCCCCCAUACUCCCUCCUUUCCAUCCACCAUACUCCCUCCUUUCCAUCCCCCAUACUCCCUCCUUUCCAUCCCCCAUACUCCCUCCUUUCCAUCCCCCAUACUGCCUCCUUUCCACUCCCUCCUUUCCAUCCCCCAUACUCCCCCUCCUUUCCAUCCCCCAUACUUCCUCCUUUCCAUCCCCCAUACUUCCUCCUUUCCAUCCCCCAUACUUCCUCCUUUCCAUCCCCCAUACUCCCUCCUUUCCAUCCCCCAUACUCCCUCCUUUCCAUCCCCCAUACUCCCUCCUUUCCAUCCCCCACACUGCCUCCUUUCCAUCCCCCAUACUUCCUCCUUUCCAUCCCCCAUACUUCCUCCUUUCCAUCCCCCAUACUCCCUCCUUUCCAUCCCCCAUACUCCCUCCUUUCCAUGCCCCAUACUGCCUCCUUUCCAUCCCCCAUACUCCCCCUCCUUUCCAUCCCCCAUACUUCCUCCUUUCCAUCCCCCAUACUUCCUCCUUUCCAUCCCCCACACUCCCUCCUUUCCAUCCCCCAUACUUCCUCCUUUCCAUCCCCCAUACUCCCUCCUUUCCAUCCCCCAUACUUCCUCCUUCCCAUCCCCCAUACUCCCUCCUUUCCAUCCCCCAUACUUCCUCCUUUCCAUCCCCCAUACUCCCUCCUUUCCAUCCCCCAUACUCCCUCCUUUCCAUCCCCCAUACUUCCUCCUUUCCAUCCCCCAUACUGCCUCCUUUCCAUCCCCCAUACUUCCUCCUUUCCAUCCCCCAUACUCCCUCCUUUCCAUCCCCCAUACUUCCUCCUUUCCAUCCCCCAUACUCCCUCCUUUCCAUCCCCCAUACUUCCUCCUUUCCAUCCCCCACCAUCCCCCAUACUUCCUCCUUUCCAUCCCCCACACUUCCUCCUUUCCAUCCCCCAUACUUCCUCCUUUCCAUCCCCCACACUUCCUCCUUUCCAUCCCCCAUACUCCCUCCUUUCCAUCCCCCAUACUCCCUCCUUUCAAUCCCCCAUACUCCCUCCUUUCCAUCCCCCACACUCCCUCCUUUCCAUCCCCCACACUCCCUCCUUUCCAUCCCCCAUACUCCCUCCUUUCCAUCCCCCGCACUCCCUCCUUUCCAUCCCCCAUACUCCCUCCUUUCCAUCCCCCAUACUUCCUCCUUUCCAUCCCCCACACUUCCUCCUUUCCAUCCCCCAUACUCCCUCCUUUCCAUCCCCCAUACUCCCUCCUUUCCAUCCCCCAUACUCCCUCCUUUCCAUCCCCCACACUCCCUCCUUUCCAUCCCCCACACUCCCUCCUUUCCAUCCCCCACACUCCCUCCUUUCCAUCCCCCACACUCCCUCCUUUCCAUCCCCCAUACUCCCUCCUUUCCAUCCCCCACACUCCCUCCUUUCCAUCCCACUUACUCCCUCCUUUCCAUCCCCCAUACUCCCUCCUUUCCAUCCCCCAUACUCCCUCCUUUCCAUCCCCCAUACUCCCUCCUUUCCAUCCCCCACACUCCCUCCUUUCCAUCCCCCAUACUCCCUCCUUUCCAUCCCCCACACUCCCUCCUUUCCAUCCCCCAUACUCCCUCCUUUCCAUCCCCCACACUCCCUCCUUUCCAUCCCCCACACUCCCUCCUUUCCAUCCCCCACACUCCCUCCUUUCCAUCCCCCACACUCCCUCCUUUCCAUCCCCCACACUCCCUCCUUUCCAUCCCCCACACUCCCUCCUUUCCAUCCCCCACACUCCCUCCUUUCCAUCCCCCACACUCCCUCCUUUCCAUCCCCCAUACUCCCUCCUUUCCAUCCCCCAUACUCCCUCCUUUCCAUCCCCCAUACUCCCUCCUUUCCAUCCCCCAUACUCCCUCCUUUCCAUCCCCCAUACUCCCUCCUUUCCAUCCCCCAUACUCCCUCCUUUCCAUCCCCCAUACUCCUCCUUUCCAUCCCCCAUACUCCCUCCUUUCCAUCCCCCAUACUCCCUCCUUUCCAUCCCCCAUACUCCCUCCUUUCCAUCCCCCAUACUCCCUCCUUUCCAUCCCCCAUACUCCCUCCUUUCCAUCCCCCAUACUCCCUCCUUUCCAUCCCCCAUACUCCCUCCUUUCCAUCCCCCAUACUCCCUCCUUUCCAUCCCCCAUACUCCCUCCUUUCCAUCCCCCAUACUCCCUCCUUUCCAUCCCCCAUACUCCCUCCUUUCCAUCCCCCAUACUCCCUCCUUUCCAUCCCCCAUACUCCCUCCUUUCCAUCCCCCAUACUCCCUCCUUUCCAUCCCCCAUACUCCCUCCUUUCCAUCCCCCAUACUCCCUCCUUUCCAUCCCCCAUACUCCCUCCUUUCCAUCCCCAUACUGCCCUCCUUUCCAUCCCCCAUACUGCCUCCUUUCCAUCCCCCAUACUCCCUCCUUUCCAUCCCCCAUACUCCCUCCUUUCCAUCCCCCAUACUCCCUCCUUUCCAUCCCCCAUACUCCCUCCUUUCCAUCCCCCAUACUCCCUCCUUUCCAUCCCCCAUACUCCCUCCUUUCCAUCCCCCAUACUCCCUCCUUUCCAUCCCCCAUACUCCCUCCUUUCCAUCCCCCAUACUCCCUCCUUUCCAUCCCCCAUACUCCCUCCUUUCCAUCCCCCAUACUCCCUCCUUUCCAUCCCCCAUACUCCCUCCUUUCCAUCCCCCAUACUCCCUCCUUUCCAUCCCCCAUACUCCCUCCUUUCCAUCCCCCAUACUCCCUCCUUUCCAUCCCCCAUACUCCCUCCUUUCCAUCCCCCAUACUCCCUCCUUUCCAUCCCCCAUACUCCCUCCUUUCCAUCCCCCAUACUUCCUCCUUUCCAUCCCCCAUACUCCCUCCUUUCCAUCCCCCAUACUUCCUCCUUUCCAUCCCCCAUACUUCCUCCUUUCCAUCCCCCAUACUUCCUCCUUUCCAUCCCCAUACUUCCUCCUUUCCAUCCCCCAUACUUCCUCCUUUCCAUCCCCCAUACUCCCUCCUUUCCAUCCCCCAUACUCCCUCCUUUCCAUCCCCCAUACUCCCACUUCUCCCUCCUUUCCAUCCCCCAUACUUCUCCCUCCUUUCCAUCCCCCAUACUUCCUCCUUUCCAUCCCCCAUACUUCCUCCUUUCCAUCCCCCAUACUUCCUCCUUUCCAUCCCCCAUACUUCCUCCUUUCCAUCCCCCAUACUUCCUCCUUUCCAUCCCCCAUACUCCCUCCUUUCCAUUCCAUCCUUCCAUCCCCCAUACUUCCUCCUUUCCAUCCCCCAUACUUCCUCCUUUCCAUCCCCCAUACUUCCUCCUUUCCAUCCCCCAUACUUCCUCCUUUCCAUCCCCCAUACUUCCUCCUUUCCAUCCCCCAUACUCCCUCCUUUCCAUUCCAUCCCCCAUACUUCCUCCUUUCCAUCCCCCAUACUCCCUCCUUUCCAUCCCCCAUACUCCCACUUCUCCCUCCUUUCCAUCCCCCAUACUUCUCCCUCCUUUCCAUCCCCCAUACUUCUCCCUCCUUUCCAUCCCCCAUACUUCUCCCUCCUUUCCAUCCCCCAUACUUCUUCUCCCUCCUUUCCAUCCCCCAUACUUCUCCCUCCUUUCCAUCCCCCAUACUUCUCCCUCCUUUCCAUCCCCCAUACUUCUCCCUCCUUUCCAUCCCCCAUACUUCUCCCUCCUUUCCAUCCCCCAUACUUCUCCCUCCUUUCCAUCCCCCAUACUUCUCCCUCCUUUCCAUCCCCCAUACUUCUUCUCCCUCCUUUCCAUCCCCAUACUUCUCCCUCCUUUCCAUCCCCCAUACUUCUCCCUCCUUUCCAUCCCCCAUACUUCUCCCUCCUUUCCAUCCCCCAUACUUCUCCCUCCUUUCCAUCCCCCAUACUUCUCCCUCCUUUCCAUCCCCCAUACUUCUCCCUCCUUUCCAUCCCCCAUACUUCUCCCUCCUUUCCAUCCCCCAUACUUCUCCCUCCUUUCCAUCCCCCAUACUUCUCCCUCCUUUCCAUCCCCCAUACUUCUCCCUCCUUUCCAUCCCCCAUACUUCUUCUCCCUCCUUUCCAUCCCCCAUACUUCUCCCUCCUUUCCAUCCCCCAUACUUCUCCCUCCUUUCCAUCCCCCAUACUUCUCCCUCCUUUCCAUCCCCCAUACUUCUCCCUCCUUUCCAUCCCCCAUACUUCUCCCUCCUUUCCAUCCCCCAUACUUCUCCCUCCUUUCCAUCCCCCAUACUUCUCCCUCCUUUCCAUCCCCCAUACUUCUCCCUCCUUUCCAUCCCCCAUACUUCUCCCUCCUUUCCAUCCCCCAUACUUCUCCCUCCUUUCCAUCCCCCAUACUUCUCCCUCCUUUCCAUCCCCCAUACUUCUCCCUCCUUUCCAUCCCCCAUACUUCUCCCUCCUUUCCAUCCCCCAUACUUCUCCCUCCUUUCCAUCCCCCAUACUUCUCCCUCCUUUCCAUCCCCCAUACUUCUCCCUCCUUUCCAUCCCCCAUACUUCUCCCUCCUUUCCAUCCCCCAUACUUCUCCCUCCUUUCCAUCCCCCAUACUUCUCCCUCCUUUCCAUCCCCCAUACUUCUCCCUCCUUUCCAUCCCCAUACUUCUCCCUCCUUUCCAUCCCCCAUACUUCUCCCUCCUUUCCAUCCCCCAUACUUCUCCCUCCUUUCCAUCCCCCAUACUUCUCCCUCCUUUCCAUCCCCCAUACUUCUCCCUCCUUUCCAUCCCCCAUACUUCUCCCUCCUUUCCAUCCCCCAUACUUCUCCCUCCUUUCCAUCCCCCAUACUUCUCCCUCCUUUCCAUCCCCCAUACUUCUCCCUCCUUUCCAUCCCCCAUACUUCUCCCUCCUUUCCAUCCCCCAUACUUCUCCCUCCUUUCCAUCCCCCAUACUUCUCCCUCCUUUCCAUCCCCCAUACUUCUCCCUCCUUUCCAUCCCCCAUACUUCUCCCUCCUUUCCAUCCCCCAUACUUCUCCCUCCUUUCCAUCCCCCAUACUUCUCCCUCCUUUCCAUCCCCCAUACUUCCCUCCUUUCCAUCCCCCAUACUCCCUCCUUUCCAUCCCCAUACUUCUCCCUCCUUUCCAUCCCCCAUACUCCCUCCUUUCCAUCCCCCAUACUCCCUCCUUUCCAUCCCCCAUACUCCCUCCUUUCCAUCCCCCAUACUUCCUCCUUUCCUUCCCCCAUACUUCCUCCUUCCUUUCCAUCCCCCAUACUUCCUCCUUCCUUUCCAUCCCCCAUACUUCCUCCUUUCCAUCCCCCAUACUUCCUCCUUUCCAUCCCCCAUACUUCCUCCUUCCUUUCCAUCCCCCAUACUUCCUCCUUCCUUUCCAUCCCCCAUACUUCCUCCUUCCUUUCCAUCCCCCAUACUUCCUCCUUUCCAUCCCCCAUACUUCCUCCUUUCCAUCCCCCAUACUUCCUCCUUUCCAUCCCCCAUACUUCCUCCUUUCCAUCCCCCAUACUUCCUCCUUUCCAUCCCCCAUACUUCCUCCUUUCCAUCCCCCAUACUUCCUCCUUUCCAUCCCCCAUACUUCCUCCUUUCCAUCCCCCAUACUUCCUCCUUCCUUUCCAUCCCCCAUACUUCCUCCUUUCCAUCCCCCAUACUUCCUCCCUCCUUUCCAUCCCCCAUACUUCCUCCUUUCCAUCCCCCAUAAUUCCUCCCUCCUUUCCAUCCCCCAUAAUUCCUCCCUCCUUUCCAUCCCCCAUACUUCCUCCUUCCUUUCCAUCCCCCAUACUUCCUCCUUUCCAUCCCCCAUACUUCCUCCUUUCCAUCCCCCAUACUUCCUCCUUUCCAUCCCCCAUACUUCCUCCCUCCUUUCCAUCCCCCAUACUUCCUCCCUCCUUUCCAUCCCCCAUACUUCCUCCCUCCUUUCCAUCCCCCAUACUUCCUCCUUUCCAUCCCCCAUACUUCCUCCUUUCCAUCCCCCAUACUUCCUCCUUUCCAUCCCCCAUACUUCCUCCUUUCCAUCCCCCAUACUUCCUCCCUCCUUUCCAUCCCCCAUACUUCCUCCCUCCUUUCCAUCCCCCAUACUUCCUCCCUCUUUUCCAUCCCCCAUACUUCCUCCCUCCUUUCCAUCCCCCAUACUUCCUCCCUCCUUUCCAUCCCCCAUACUUCCUCCCUCCUUUCCAUCCCCCAUACUUCCUCCCUCCUUUCCAUCCCCCAUACUUCCUCCCUCCUUUCCAUCCCCCAUACUUCCUCCCUCCUUUCCAUCCCCCAUACUUCCUCCCUCCUUUCCAUCCCCCAUACUUCCUCCCUCCUUUCCAUCCCCCAUACUUCCUCCCUCCUUUCCAUCCCCCAUACUUCCUCCCUCCUUUCCAUCCCCCAUACUUCCUCCCUCCUUUCCAUCCCCCAUACUUCCUCCCUCCUUUCCAUCCCCCAUACUUCCUCCCUCCUUUCCAUCCCCCAUACUUCCUCCCUCCUUUCCAUCCCCCAUACUUCCUCCCUCCUUUCCAUCCCCCAUACUUCCUCCCUCCUUUCCAUCCCCCAUACUUCCUCCCUCCUUUCCAUCCCCCAUACUUCCUCCCUCCUUUCCAUCCCCCAUACUUCCUCCCUCCUUUCCAUCCCCCAUACUUCCUCCCUCCUUUCCAUCCCCCAUACUUCCUCCCUCCUUUCCAUCCCCCAUACUUCCUCCCUCCUUUCCAUCCCCCAUACUUCCUCCCUCCUUUCCAUCCCCCAUACUUCCUCCCUCCUUUCCAUCCCCCAUACUUCCUCCCUCCUUUCCAUCCCCCAUACUUCCUCCCUCCUUUCCAUCCCCCAUACUUCCUCCCUCCUUUCCAUCCCCCAUACUUCCUCCCUCCUUUCCAUCCCCCAUACUUCCUCCCUCCUUUCCAUCCCCCAUACUUCCUCCCUCCUUUCCAUCCCCCAUACUUCCUCCCUCCUUUCCAUCCCCCAUACUUCCUCCCUCCUUUCCAUCCCCCAUACUUCCUCCCUCCUUUCCAUCCCCCAUACUUCCUCCCUCCUUUCCAUCCCCCAUACUUCCUCCCUCCUUUCCAUCCCCCAUACUUCCUCCCUCCUUUCCAUCCCCCAUACUCCCUCCUUUCCAUCCCCCAUACUCCCUCCUUUCCAUCCCCCAUACUCCCUCCUUUCCAUCCCCCAUACUCCCUCCUUUCCAUCCCCCAUACUUCCUCCUUUCCAUCCACCCUGCCCCUCUCUCCCAUUCCCUCCCUCCUUCUCCACUAUUCCCCACUAUUACAUAGAGUCAUUGCCCCCCACACCAACAGGGCCAUAGAGUCGCUCAUCCAGGAGUCCAGCAUCCCUCCCGACGGCGAGCCGGACCUCUUCUUUCCAACGCAGCACCCCACCACGCCGCUCUCGCAGUUCGCGACCCAUCUGUGGAAGCGGCACCUCAUGUACUGGCGCAUGCCCGACUACAACGGCGCUCGCUUCUUCUUCUCCUUCUUCAUGGCUCUCCUCAUCGGUGGCGUCUUCUUUGGCUUCGGCAACACCCGCGACACGCCGCAGCAGAUUGUGAACGUCAUGGGUGCUCUCUACACCGCAGCGCUUUUCCUCGGGUGGAGCAAUCUUGCGUCAAUCCAGCCGAUGCUGGCCGUGGAAAGGAGUAUUUACUACCGGGAGCGGGGCGCCGGGAUGUAUGGAGCUAUCCCGUACGCGCUCGCGCAAGGAGCAAUUGAGCAGCCAUACCUGUUGAUUCAGGCUGUGGUGUACUCGUUAAUAACAUACUCUAUGAUUCAGUUUGAGUGGACGCUUGGGAAAUUCCUGCUGUUCCUGCUGUUCCAGUUCCUCACACUGCUCUACUUCACGUGUUUCGGCAUGAUGUCGAGUGCCAUCACGCCCGCUGAAGGGCUAGGAACGCUGCUCUCUGCCUUCAUCUACUCCUUCUGGAAUCUUCUCUGCGGCUUCCUCCUGCCGCAGCCGUUGGGAGAUGGAACGACGCUGGUGGUGGGUCCACCAGGCACGCCACCUCAGACAGUAUCGCAGUUCAUCCAGCUUUACUACGGCUUCUCCCACGACUGGCUGGGCUACGUCACUGUUGCUCUGCUCGGCUUCUCCUGCCUCUUCUUCUGCGUGUUCACCAUUGCCCUCCGCAAUCUCAACUUCCAGAGGCGAUAG